AUGAGCUCAGAUGUCUCCUUACGACAGGACAAGCAAAGUCUACAGUAUAUUAUUCGUUCAGGGUUGGCAGGAGGAAUAGCAGGUUGCAUUGCGAAGACAGUAGUUGCACCUUUGGACAGAGUGAAGAUCUUAUUUCAGGCCUCGAAUCCUGAUUUUCAGAAGUAUGCUGGUACAUGGAGCGGGGCAUUCCGCGCUGGAAAUGAAAUUUACCGGGGUUCUGGAAUACGGGGAUUGUUGCAAGGACAUUCAGUUACUCUACUUCGAGUUUUUCCCUAUGCUGCAAUCAAAUUCAUGGCCUAUGAUCAGAUUCACCAUAUUUUGAUGCCCUCCAAGCGUGAGGAGACCAAUUUUCGGCGGUUUUGCGCAGGGGCCAUCUCCGGUGUGACGUCUGUGUUUUUCACAUACCCCCUCGAAGUUUUUCGAGUACGGCUCGCGUUCCACACGAAAACCGUAGAUCGAUCGGCUCGACCAUCUCUCCUCCAAGCCUUUCAUCAAAUCUAUCAUGAAAAGUCUUCUGUACCUCAAUCUCACGAGGCGGUGGCGGCCAAGCAGAUAUUCAGGCGCUUCCCCAUUCUCAAAUUCUAUCGCGGAUUCACUGCCACGAUCGUUGGGAUGAUACCAUACGCCGGCGUAUCAUUUUUGAGUUGGGGAUAUCUCCGCGCAAUAUUCGUACCAUCGUGCAAGUCAGAAGAGAAGAAGCCGACACCUAUCGCAGAUCUCACUAUAGGUGCAGUGUCAGGAGCUGCGGCACAAACUGCGUCGUAUCCAUUUGAGGUCAUACGACGAAGGAUGCAAGUCGGUGGGAUUAUUCGCCCCGACAGGUGGCUGAGUUGGGGAGAAACUGUUCGGGCCAUUUGGCAGGCCAAUAAUUGGAGGGGAUUUUAUGUUGGACUCAGCAUCGGCUAUCUGAAGGUUGUACCGAUGACCGCCGUCAGUUUCGCAGUUUGGCAAGGGGGGAAACGGGUUCUAGGUGUCUAA
Messenger RNA from Marasmius oreades (fairy-ring Marasmius), 978 nucleotides. RefSeq lists its product as uncharacterized. Gene Ontology annotation, cellular component: mitochondrial inner membrane. The transcript has 5 exons. NCBI's taxonomy places the organism in Eukaryota, Fungi, Basidiomycota, Agaricomycetes, Agaricales, Marasmiaceae. Gene Ontology annotation, biological process: transmembrane transport. The record is from RefSeq and is a predicted model, not a curated record. The coding region runs from base 1 to 978 and encodes 325 amino acids.